GCCACUGCGUGCCGCGUUAUUUACAAAUAGUUUAGAAAGUGUGAAAUUCAUUUUCGUUUUCUUUUUUGUUAAAAGGAAAGCUUAAGAAUUCAGGUAUUUUAUUUGCUACCAUGGAUGAUGAAUUCCCUGAUCCUGAUGAAGAAUAUGAUCUGUUACACGAAGACGAUUACGAUGUAUUGAGGGAAUUGGAUGGGGAUCGCAAAGAAACUAGUUCAGUUAGCAAUACUCUAAAACCUAUUGACAGUUCCUUAAAAACUGUCCAGAAUCAACUAUCGGUACCUUUAGAACUAGAGAAUUCACAGAAAUCUACAGUCUACGUACCAUCUAGUCAAAAUGAAAUUAGCUACAAUGGAGCUGGAGGAAAAAAGAGAAGCUUCAAUGAAUUAUGUUCGGAAACAGCUCAUCUACUCGGACAGGAUGUUAGCGUUUUUGAGAAUGAUGCAGGACAUCAAGAGAAAAGACCCAGAUGGGAUUCCGAGGAUUCAGUUAUCAAAGUAAUUCUUGCUGCUAAGCAGAUGCUUCAUGAAGCAUCACAUAAGCCUUAUCGUACAUCUUUAAAUGAUAAAAAGACUAAUUCCAUUUCAUUGAGAGUACCAUCAUGGAAUUUUGUAGCUGUUACUCGAAGGUUCGAUUCUCAACGAUUGUACAUAAAAGUUAGGGAUGAAAAUAAUGACAUUAAAAUCAGUGCUCGUCCAAUAGUGGGCCUCACUUUGAUCCCUUACAGCCGAUUAAAGGCUGAAGCAGAGGAAAUUUUGACAAAGAUAAACAGCCGUUUGGAAAUUCCACAAAUUGUGCCCAAUAAUCACAUAUAUGCUGACGAUCAACUCUGGGUUGAAAAAUAUAAGCCACAUAAAUACAUGGAGCUUCUUUCGGAUGAGAGCGUCAAUCGCGACUUUCUGCAUUGGCUGAAGUUAUGGGAUAAAAUAGUAUUUAAUCGGGAUCCAGUGGAGCCUCAUAAAGUUAAACAAGAGCCACCCACCUUUGGUAGUAAGAAAUUUGAUCGUAAUAAGUCAAUCGAAGGCUUGGACAGUGAUGGUUUCCCUAUACACCGAAUUGCCUUGAUAAGUGGCCCGCCAGGAUUAGGAAAAACUACUCUAGCUCACAUAGCUGCGAAGCAUGCAGGAUAUAAUGUUGUUGAAAUGAAUGCUAGUGACGACAGAGGACCCGAGGCUUUUAGAACUGCCCUUCUUGCAUCCACACAAAUGAAAGCAGUCAUGGGUGCCGAUCCAAGACCAAAUUGCCUAGUUCUAGAUGAGAUCGAUGGAGCUCCUGCAGCAUCGAUAGAUAUUCUAAUAAAAUUUGUCCAAGGAAAACUAUCUGCAAGAGGUAAAAGAAGGACCGGCAGUGAACGAAACGUCAAAGGUUGUCGAAGACCUAUCGUUUGCAUAUGUAACGAGCUUUACACUCCCUCCUUAAGAGCUCUGAGACAAUUUGCAUAUGUAAUAGCAGUCCCUGAGAUCAGUGUCGAACAGUUAGCAGAACGUUUAAUGGAAAUAGUGCAAAAGGAGGGAAUCGAAGCUAGCGAAGGUGCUCUGCUACAGCUAGCGGAGAAGUCUGGCUGUGACAUUAGAGCUUGUCUCGGAGUACUCCAAUUCUCAGGGUCUGGUAAAUUCACCGAAAGCUCUAUGACAGCUAUUAAAGAUGUUAAGAAAGGUUUGUUUGAUGCCAUGAAAGAAAUCCUCAAGAUUCCAUACCACUCGACUGGUCCACUUCCCAUUCGUGAAAGAGUCAACAACGUGUUAAAAACAGUAGCCAGUAGCGAGUCAGAUCGAUUGGCUCAAGGUAUUUUCCACAACUAUCUGGCUGUAUCUGCAGACAAGCUAUUCAUCGUAUCAGGGUCUCUGAACUGGUUCCGGUUCAUCGAUGAGAUCUCAUCGAUGGUGAUGAGUCGACAAACCUGGUCACUCAUGCCCUACCUCAACUACGCAUUUGUCUAUUGGCACCUGAACCUCGCGGUUGCCAAGACUCCAAAAUUAUCAUUUCCUUUCGUUGUCAUAGAGGUGAACCAGAAGCUGGCCAAAAAUAAGGGUACCCUGGAAUCGUCCCAACGAGCCUCUGGAUUCGACAUUUUGACCCUCACUCUAGACAUCGCUCCCUUCUUGCCGGUCCUCCUCGCCCCGAAGUUGAGGUCCGUCGCCGGUCAGCUCUUCUCCAACGUGGAAAAGGACGACCUGGCUCGUCUCGUCAACUCGAUGCUGGACCUGGGGCUCAGCUUGGUCCAGGAGAGGGCCGUCGAUGGGAAAUACGAGUACCGGCUCGAGCCAAAUCUUAUAGAGAUCGGCUCUUUCCCUGAGUGCAAAGUGCGCAGAACCCUGCCGUACCCCGUGCAACAGAUCGUCGCCCAGGAAUUGGAAAUCCAGCGUCUCAGACGCAACGAAAUGGAAAAUGCGGUUUUCGAAAAGAAGUACCGAGCGAAUAUCAAAACUAAGCAGGAGAGCGAGAAGCUCCAGGAACCUCGAAAAUCAGAGCCGAAGCCUACAGAAAUUCAGACCUCUCCGGAUGUCCCGAAUCACCUGAAGAAGCUGAAGCCCAUCGUGCCCGAUGAAACUUCCCCUGGGAAGGAACGGGAUUUUUUCGGGCAGAUCGUCCAGAGGGAGGAUACGCUGCAGAAUUCGGAACAGAAAUUUGCGGAACCGCUCUUGGAAGGUGGAUUUUGGUUCAACUACACCGAGGGCUUCAGCAACGCCGUCAGGCACGACGUUUUCAUGGAAGACUUGCUCUGAAAGGGGUUCUAUGGCACUUCCAUAAAAUCCAAACAUCCUCGACAUGAUUUGUACAAUACCCCACUAACGUGCAUAACAAAAGGCUGUCGAAGCCCCGAUUAUUUUAUCUUGAAUAUUGACAUGUCCCGGAAUAUUAUAAAUAUUUUCCGUGUACAUAACGCAGGCGCUAUGAAUGUUCAAUUGUCG
Orussus abietinus is the source of this 2909-nucleotide messenger RNA. RefSeq names its product chromosome transmission fidelity protein 18 homolog (gene cutlet). The transcript is spliced from 10 exons. The coding region runs from base 111 to 2723 and encodes 870 amino acids. Gene Ontology annotation, molecular function: ATP binding; ATP hydrolysis activity. The record is from RefSeq and is a predicted model, not a curated record. NCBI's taxonomy places the organism in Eukaryota, Metazoa, Arthropoda, Insecta, Hymenoptera, Orussidae.